UGUUAAUCCCUUGGAAGCAUCCAAGUUCCAACAUUUUAGUUCAUAUAUAUUCUUAUGAUUGUUGUUAAUGUGACCAUGCUGUAGGCAUUGACUGGCAUGCUAAUAUUCAAUUGGAUCAGAAUCUAAUCACGCAAGGAGAUAUGCCUCGUUUUAUCGUGGAUUCUUAUGAAGAGUGUCGUGGUCCACCUCAUUUAUUUACACUGGACAAGUUUGAUGUUGCUGGCGCCGGUGCAUGUUUAAAAAGAUAUUCUGAUCCCUCUUUCUUUAAGGUGGUGUUAGCCUCCUCUGGAAUGCUGGAAACAGAGCUCCCAAGAGAAAAGAAAGCUCGUAAGACCAAGAUUCCUGAGACUUCAAAAGCUCAUAGAGAUGAUGAUGAUGGAGCUGAAUCCCGUCCUUGAUACCUUCUAGACUUGUAUAUGUUUCUUAUUUUGCAAAGUACAUUGUAAUUCUAAGAUAUGACAAUUUAAAUAUUUUGAAUGAUUUGAAUGUUUGUCUCAAUAUAAA
Molecule: messenger RNA, 504 nt
Organism: Phoenix dactylifera (date palm)
Lineage: Eukaryota; Viridiplantae; Streptophyta; Magnoliopsida; Arecales; Arecaceae
Source: RefSeq, a predicted model, not a curated record